Frankliniella occidentalis (western flower thrips) is the source of this 1155-nucleotide messenger RNA. RefSeq lists its product as uncharacterized. The transcript has 4 exons. Lineage: Eukaryota; Metazoa; Arthropoda; Insecta; Thysanoptera; Thripidae. The record is from RefSeq and is a predicted model, not a curated record. Bases 34 to 780 code for a protein of 248 amino acids.
GAGUCGGACAAAGCCACAGAGGCUCAUAUCAAAAUGCUGAAGGAGCAGUACCACAUGAGCGCCUCCAACCCAAAGAAAGCUGCAAAGGACACGAUCGACUUCGCAAUGAAGAAAACGUGGCACGCCAGAUACAGCUGGAUUUGGGGAACAUGUCGUCCGUCCUGGGGGGAGGUGUUGGAGCGGUACCCUCAUCUCAACAUGUCAGACCAUGUAAAGGAAGACUACAUCAGACUGAGGUACGUCUGGAAAAAUCUAAGCGAGUACUUGGCGAGUGGCAAGGCCACGCGCCUCGUUGACAUGUGCAAGGAGAAGAAGAUGGAGUACAAGGGAGAAAAGAGACCAGCCAAGGAGGCAAAGAAGGACAUCGAUUUGAUGAGAGAGUCGGCCGCAAGCAGGGGGGAAGAUGGAGAAGUGUGGGCUGCCAUCGCCUGCAUCCCAUACCUGGCCAAGGAGGACCCACUUUUCUGGAUCUGUGAGAAGCCACUCGGAAACGGGCAACCCUGUGUCGUUGUCAGGAAUCCAGGGACUGGCAGCGCGAAUGUAACGUUUGAGCCCUAUUUGGAUGCACAGAGACUGUGCCCUGAGGAAUCCCUAGGCCUGGAGAAGUGCUUCGAAGUCCUUAUCCAGGCAAUCCACCUGGUUGGUGCUCAGUUCACCAUGAAGACGCGCAAGUCGUGGUGGCUGGUUUGCGAGACAAUGCUGGGUGUGAGAGAGAAGGGUUCCACCUCUCACCUAAGUAGUCCGUUCAGGGUACUCCACGGGCUGGUGGAGACAGCAUGAGCAUUGUUUUAGAUUGUUCAUCUUAAUUUAUAUGAGCUUUAAUGUAAGUUGUAUCUUGCUGAGUAGGUAAUGUUGUGAAAUUCAUGUAGAUAUUUCUUGAACUCCAGAUUAUUUUUCAUUCUAAGUUUGAUAAUGAAUAUGAAGCCGUAGUGAUGUCACAUUGAUGUAGACAUUUCAUGAACGGUAGUGGGUUUCUUUCCACCAGGUUGUUCAUUAGUUUAGUGCCUUAAUUUAUUUCAGCUAUUGUUGAGUAAUUAAUUGUUUGAUAUUAAUGUAGAUAUUUGUACAACUUUCUUUUUUUUUUCUAAGUGUAAUUAGGACAACACAUCCGUAGUGUUGUCCAUGUAGACAUUUAGUGAAGGUUACUGAGUUGCU